Molecule: messenger RNA, 5708 nt
Organism: Aspergillus alliaceus
Lineage: Eukaryota; Fungi; Ascomycota; Eurotiomycetes; Eurotiales; Aspergillaceae
Product: putative ABC multidrug transporter
Exons: 5
Coding region: 612-5060 (1482 amino acids)
Biological process (GO): transmembrane transport
Cellular component (GO): membrane
Molecular function (GO): ABC-type transporter activity; ATP hydrolysis activity; ATP binding
Source: RefSeq, a predicted model, not a curated record
CCCUGGGAAGAGUAACAUUGAUCGUAUCUGCCUAAAAAUUUGACAAUCCAUUAACCUACGGCAUACACCCACCUUCCCUUCUAGCCCAGUUAAGAUGGAUCUGGUACGAGAGCGCAGCCUCUCCCGAGUCCGCAGACAGGGUGCCAAGAUCUUCUCGUCCUCAGCCUCCAUCAGGUUGGAUAUCCCAUACAAAGAGACAGCAUGGUCUAUCUAUCCUCUGCGCGCUAGCUAAGCCACCGGUGGAGCUCUAUGGGCCAAGAGUCCAAGUCCGAGCCCUAGUUCGAUAUUUUGGGUUCCGCUGGUGAGGAUAUGUAUUGCCAAGCAGUUCAACACAUGUGCUAAGGCAUGCCACGAACACUUCGAAUACGAAAUUUCUGCGGCUCCAUCGCUACUUCUCAUGGAUAAAGGACACUUCUCAGUGUUUCAUUGUGCUGACUUUCGUCAACUACUCACCCUGAACCGCUCUUCAUGAAUACACUAUUCUGGUAGAAACCUCCUAAUCGCAUUCACAGGCGGCAAGGCAAGCACCUUUGGAAUCCUUGCGCGAUUUACCACUUCGUUUCUUACUCACUCUCUUUCUCUAUCUCUUUCAAUAUAUUCCCGAACCACAGAUGUUAUCUACCCAAGGACAUAAACCAACACCUCCGUCUUCCUCGGACAUCGCCCUCACUAUGGAUGGAGGUACUAGUUCAGGAGCUCGAACCUACGCCAACAGUGUAGAGUCCGGCCUGGAACAGAAAGGCAAAUUCGAGGACCAGGCUAAGGUUGACGAGCAGCUGCUCAACCUAGCGCGGAAACUUAGCACACGAACUGAAAACUUUCAUCACCGCUCCCCAUUUGAAGCGAGUGAGGGUAGCUGUCUAGAUCCAAAUAGUCAUGAAUUUCGUGCUAGAGACUGGGCAAAAGCUUUCUACAAUGUGAGAUACGCUACGGACGAAAGCUGCCCUCCCCGAGUUGCGGGAGUUGCCUUCAAAGGUUUGAGUGUCUCUGGUUACGGGAGUCCCGUGGACUAUCAAAUGAGCGUCGGAAAUGCCCUGCUGAAGCUGCCCACCAUGAUGUAUCAGUUCCUUGGCGGCAAGAAGCGGAAGAUUAAUAUUCUUCAAGGCCUUGAUGGAUUGGUUCUACCCGGCGAACAGCUUUGUGUACUAGGUCCUCCUGGAUCAGGCUGUUCAACUUUUCUCAAAACAAUUGCUGGUGAAACCCACGGCUUUCAGGUAGAUCCAGCAGCUUAUAUUAACUACCAAGGGAUAACCCCCAAGCAAAUGGCAGCCGAUUUCCGGGGUGAGGCCAUCUACACCGCAGAAGUUGAUGCGCACUACCCAAUGCUUUCAGUCGGUGAUACACUAUACUUUGCGGCUCUUGCCCGUGCACCUCGUAACCUUCCCGGUGGAAUCAGUCCCAAGGAGUACGCCACUCAUUUACGGGAUGUAAUCAUGGCUAUGUUCGGGAUUAGUCACACGAUCAAUACCCGAGUCGGCAAUGACUUCGUUCGUGGUGUCAGCGGGGGUGAAAGAAAGCGGGUCACGAUCGCAGAGGCUGCAUUAAGCUAUGCUCCCUUACAGUGCUGGGAUAACAGCACUAGAGGUUUAGACAGCGCAAACGCAGUGGAGUUCUGCAAGACACUGAGAACGCAAAGUGAUGUUUUUGGAAUGACUUCCUGUGUUGCGAUCUAUCAGGCUCCACAGGCUGCGUACAAUUUGUUCGACAAAGUUAUCGUCCUAUAUGAAGGACAUCAGAUAUACUUCGGCGCGGCUGAUGAUGCCAAAGACUACUUUGAGCGUCUCGGCUUUUUAUGCCCAGAGUCUCAGACAACUGCUGACUUCCUUACAUCCAUGUCCAGUCCUACGGAACGCAUCGUCAAACCUGGUUUUGAGAGCCUGGCACCGAGAACCCCCGAGGAGUUUGCAAAACGGUGGACAGAGAGCCCAGAACGCCAAACCCUGCUGCGCCAAAUUGAUCAGUAUGCCAGUGAACACCCCUUUGACGGAGACGAUCUGGGCCGAUUUGCUUUAUCUCGACACACAGAGAAGUCAACGAGCCAGCGGCAGAAAUCCCCAUAUACUCAGUCAUACUGGGGCCAGAUUCGACUUUGUAUGUGGAGAGAACUGCAGCGUUUGAAGAAUGACCCAAGCGUUACCCUCGCUAUGCUCAUCUGUAACUUUUUCGAGGCAUUGAUAAUUGCGAGUAUUUUCUACAAUCUCUCCGGGAAUACCGCGUCGUUUUUCUCCCGUGGGGCUCUUCUAUUUAUGAUGGUUCUUCUCAACGCAUUUUCGAGUAUGCUCGAGAUCCUGAGUUUAUAUGCCAAACGAACAAUCGUGGAAAAACACAACCGGUAUGCCCUAUACCACCCUAGCGCUGAGGCGAUAUCAUCGAUGAUUAUGGAUAUGCCAUAUAAAAUCGUGAACUCGUUAUUGAUGAACCUAACACUGUACUUCAUGGCGAAUCUGCGGCGUGAGCCUGGGGCAUUCUUUUUUAACUAUCUCAUUUCAUUUAUGAUGGUGAUGAGCAUGUCAAUGUUUUUUCGCCUCUUUGCAUCACUUACCAAGAGCAUCCACCAGGCACUCGCUCCGUCAUCGAUUAUUCUCAUGGCCCUAGUUCUAUAUACUGGAUUUGCUAUUCCGGUUCAUUAUAUGCGCGGAUGGGCUUCGUGGAUUCGGCACUUGAAUCCUGUGGCAUACGGGUUUGAGGCUCUUAUGGUCAAUGAGUUUCACGGACGGACCUUUCCCUGUGUGUCGUUCAUUCCCUCUGGACCAGGAUAUGGCAAUAUAUCCAACGACCAACAUGUCUGCUCAACUGUAGGAUCUGUUCCGGGCUCGGAUCUUGUUGCAGGUACAACUUAUGUUAAGUCUACAUUUGGGUACGAAAAUAGUCAUCGCUGGAGAAACUUUGGUAUUAUUCUCGCUAUCACGGUCUUUCUGACAGUGUGUCAAGUUAUUGCAACAGAACUUGUUGCUUCUGAGCGAUCUAAAGGAGAAGUCCUUGUGUUCCGCCGCGGCAGCUCCCAGAAAGCCAGGACAAAGGAAUGUAAACAGGAUGAGGAGCGAACACAAGCCCCUGUCGUCCAAAAUGAGAAGUAUACAGAGGGGCCUAGCUCGCUUGCAGGUGUGGAGAAACAGGCUUCUAUCUUUCACUGGGAGAAUGUUUGCUAUGACGUGAAGAUCAAGAGCGAGACCCGAAGGAUCUUGGAUAAUGUUGAUGGUUGGAUCAAGCCCGGCACUUUGACUGCCUUAAUGGGUAGUUCUGGCGCUGGAAAGACUACUCUACUCGACGUACUGGCUAACCGUACUACUGUUGGGGUUGUUGGUGGUGAUAUGCUCGUCGAUGGCCGACCACGGGAUAGUUCCUUUCAACGCAAGACAGGCUACGUGCAACAACAGGACCUCCACCUUCACACCUCCACCGUGCGCGAGGCCCUAGAGUUUAGUGCCUUGCUUAGACAGCCACCUCAGUUUACUCGGGAAGAAAAGUUGGAAUAUGUUGAGAAAGUGCUGGAUCUUUUAAACAUGAGAGACUAUGCUGACGCUAUAGUGGGAGUACCAGGAGAGGGCCUUAAUGUGGAGCAAAGGAAGCGCCUCACAAUCGGCGUCGAGCUUGCUGCACGUCCAAAGUUGCUUCUUUUCCUAGACGAGCCUACCUCGGGCCUGGAUAGCCAGACCUCAUGGUCAAUAUGCAAUCUCAUGGAGACGUUGACCAAAAAUGGGCAAGCUAUCUUGUGUACUAUCCAUCAACCAUCUGCCAUGUUGUUUCAGCGCUUUGAUAGACUGCUCCUUCUAGCAAAGGGAGGAAAAACCGUGUACUUUGGUGAGAUCGGACGCGAAUCUAAAAUACUGAUGGACUAUUUCGCUCGGAAUGGUGCCCCUUCUCCAUCACCUGGCAGCAACCCAGCAGAACACAUGCUCGAGGUGAUCGGCGCCGCACCUGGGGCUAGAAGCGAGAUUGACUGGCCCGCAGUCUGGAGAAACAGCCCUGAAUAUCAGGAAGUGCGCCAUGAGCUCUCGAACUUGAGAGCGUUAGCAAAUCAACCCUCGCCUACCUCAGAUGUCAGCGACAAACAUGGCUAUGCCGAAUUUGCAGCUCCAUUCUCGACCCAGUUAGCGCAAGUCGGACGUCGAGUAUUCCAACAGUACUGGCGUACUCCGGCGUAUAUCUACUCCAAAGCCUUGUUGACCAUCGGUUGCUCAUUGUUCAUAGGAUUCUCUUUCUUCAAGGCCGAUAAUACAAGCCAAGGACUACAGAACCAGAUGUUUGGCGUUUUCGUCUUUCUCUUCGUCGUGAUUCAGUUGAUUAUUCAAAUCAUCCCAUCGUUUGUCACGCAGCGAACCCUCUACGAGGCUCGAGAGCGGCAGUCCAAAACCUAUUCGUGGCAAGCUUUCGUUUUAACCAACAUAGUGAUUGAGCUUGCGUGGAACACGAUCAUGGCAAUAUUAUGUUUCCUCGUUUGGUUUUACCCGGUUGGCCUUUACCGUAACGGCCAGUAUACCGACGCACAGCACUCUCGGAGCACCCUCGCCUUUCUCUUCAUCUGGGCAACGUUCCUCUUCGCCAGCUCGUUGGCGCACAUGCUAAUUGCAGGAGUCGAGAGCCCGGAGAUAGCAUCAACUCUUUCCAACGUAUUGGCUAUCAUGAUGUACGCAUUUUGCGGGAUUCUUGCAGGUCCACAUGCACUUCCUGGCUUCUGGAUUUUCAUGUAUAGGGUCAACCCGUUUACCUACUUAGUGUCGGGCUUGCUAUCAACUAGUCUCGGGAAUGCGCCUAUGCAUUGUGCAGAAAAUGAGUUCUUGUCAUUUUCUGCUCCUGCAAAUCUGACCUGCGGCGACUACAUGCAAGACUAUAUUUCCUCCCAUGGGGGCUACUUGCUCGACUCAGAAGCCCGGGGUGGCAUAAACUGCCAUUUCUGCAUGUCAGAUAACACCAACCAGUUCCUGAGAAAUGUUAAUAUUGAUUUCUCGACACGAUGGAGGGACUUUGGACUGAUGUGGGUGUAUGUGGUGUUUAAUACCGUUGCGGCAAUCUUUCUCUACUGGCUCUGUCGAGUGCCCAAGGGUAAGAAGAGACUCUGAAGGCCGUCAUCUUGCCCUCUUUCUCUCUUCCUACUUUUCGAUCUCAUCAUGGGCCCGGCACUUGCUAAGGUAUCUGUCUACUCUUGAGAGGAUUCCAUUUAUGUUCUUAUAAUCUAUCACUUUCAUUUUCGUCUUGGUCAGACAGUUGUCCUGAAGCUUGAGCUUUGUUUUAGACAAUACUAUAUAGAGAGUAAUAGAUUUUGCUUGGAGGCAAUAGGAAAUUCUGUUAUUACUGGCUGGAACGCUCAAAGCAAUUGGUGGUUGACAUCCUGCAGUCAGAUAUUACCGCGGAUCAGUCAUUGCUCACCAGCCCCCUCAUUUUGCCGCCUAAAACUAGAUACACAACCCAACUUGUCCCUGUCUUCCAGGUCAUGGUGGAGAGCCUCUUGCUUUCUCUCCCAAUCUAGGUCAUUUGGGUGACCAGGUAUAGGACCGGGAUAUCUCUAUAACAGUAAUCAGUAAGAUGCUCUUCUUGAUAGACAAUGGAUGGCAGGAGGACAAAUUGGAACUCUCCAUAGUCGCGUAUCGGGACCUAACCGUGCUGGAUACAAGCCAAAGCGGCUGUAUGCCGUCUACAAACAAUAGAAGUCGACAGGGGAGGUUAUUUAUGAGUCCAAAGUCAAAAUGAAUUAAGCAUCUGAAGGCUAG